This is a messenger RNA of Leptomonas pyrrhocoris, 1395 nucleotides long. RefSeq names its product Enolase. Gene Ontology annotation, biological process: glycolytic process. The record is from RefSeq and is a predicted model, not a curated record. Gene Ontology annotation, molecular function: magnesium ion binding; phosphopyruvate hydratase activity. Gene Ontology annotation, cellular component: phosphopyruvate hydratase complex. The transcript has a single exon. Lineage: Eukaryota; Euglenozoa; Kinetoplastea; Trypanosomatida; Trypanosomatidae. The coding region runs from base 106 to 1395 and encodes 429 amino acids.
AGUCUUUUCGCUCACGUUAACGACCAUCUUUCCUUUUCACACACCACCGGGCCCCGCGCUCCUACGCAUCAAAAACACCGCCACUUUUCUCUCCUUUCCAACGCCAUGCCGAUCCAGAAGGUCCACGCCCGCGAGGUGCUCGACUCCCGUGGCAACCCCACGGUGGAAGUGGAGGUGACGACGGAGGCGGGCAUGUUCCGCUCCGCCGUGCCGUCCGGCGCGUCGACCGGCGUGCACGAGGCGUGCGAGCUGCGCGACGGCGACAAGGCGCGCUACAUCGGCACCGGCUGCCUGCAGGCGGUGAAGAACGUGAACGAGGUGCUUGCCCCCGCGCUGGUGGGCAAGGACGAGGCGGACCAGGCUGGCCUGGACAAGAUGAUGUGCGAGCUGGACGGGACGAAGAACAAGAGCAAGCUCGGCGCGAACGCGAUCCUUGGCUGCUCGAUGGCGAUCAGCAAGGCCGCUGCGGCGAAGGCGGGCGUGCCGCUGUACAAGUACAUCGCGCAGCUGGCGGGCACGAAGGAGAUCCGCCUGCCGGUGCCGUGCUUCAACGUGAUCAACGGCGGCAAGCACGCCGGCAACGUGCUGCCGUUCCAGGAGUUCAUGAUCGCGCCGACGAAGGCUGUGUCGUUCCACGAGGCGCUGCGCAUGGGCUCUGAGGUGUACCACGCGCUGAAGUCGAUCAUCAAGAAGAAGUACGGCCAGGACGCGGUGAACGUGGGCGACGAGGGCGGCUUCGCGCCGCCGAUCAAGCACAUCGACGAGCCGCUGCCGAUCCUGAUGGAGGCGAUCGAGAAGGCGGGCCACAAGGGCAAGUUCGCGAUCUGCAUGGACUGCGCCGCGAGCGAGGCGUACGACGCGAGCAAGAAGAUGUACAACCUGACGUUCAAGAACCCCGAGCCGACGUACGUGUCUGCGGAGAAGCUGCAGGAGACGUACACGCGCUGGGUGGCGGAGUACCCGCUCGUGUCGAUCGAGGACCCCUUCAACGAGGACAACUUCGACGAGUUCGCUGCCAUCACGAAGGCGCUGGAGGGCAAGGCGCAGAUCGUUGGCGACGACCUGACGGUGACGAACGUGGAGCGCGUGAAGAUGGCGAUCGACAAGAAGGCGUGCAACUCGCUGCUGCUGAAGAUCAACCAGAUCGGCACGAUCAGCGAGUCGAUUGCUGCGUCGAAGCUGUGCAUGGCGCACGGGUGGUCGGUGAUGGUGUCGCACCGCAGCGGCGAGACGGAGGACACGUACAUCGCGGACCUGUCCGUUGGCCUGGGCACUGGCCAGAUCAAGACCGGCGCGCCGUGCCGCGGCGAGCGCACUGCGAAGCUGAACCAGCUGCUGCGCAUCGAGGAGGAGCUUGGCGGCAGCGCGAAGUACGGCUAUCCCGGCUGGGCGUAA